AUGGCUUCGAUUCUCAUCGCCUUUGGUGACCUUUUGGCAAGCGCAGCUGGGCUCCUCUACGGAUCCUUAUAUCUCGGGAUUGCGCUGGCAUACUCCAUCCAGCAAAAGGAGACGUGGCUUGGCCAGAACGAGGAGGAUGCUGCUCAUCUCCGCCACGGUAAGCCAACUGGCAGCCCUGCUCCACUGGGGAAGCGAGCCCCGAUAAACGAUACGUGCAAGCGCUAAAACAUCACGGGCAGCCUUGCACGAGUUAUGGUCGCUCUCAAACAACGAUGGCCGACUGGAACACAAGUUUUUGAAGUUGCGCAAUGGCGUCCAGUUGCAUUAUCUAACGCCCCGAGGAACGGAAACAGCGCAAGCGGCACAAACGCUCGUCGUAUUUGUGCACGGAUUUCCAGAUUCCGCACACCUCUUCACCAGACAAUUGCAUUCGCCGUUAGCAACAAAGGCAAAGUUGGUGGCUCUGGAUUUUCCAGGAUGUGGAGGAAGCGACAGCCUCGCAUCAUAUGGACCCGAUGAGGUGCUGAAUACCGUUGCUGAAGCAAUUGUUCAGCUUAAGAAACAGUAUUUGGAGGGCCGUUCGACGCGAUGCAUUCUUGUAGGCCACGACUGGGGCGGUGUAGUCGGAUUCCGCCUCGCUGCAGAGACAGAAGGACUGAUUGAUGAGUUGGUAACACUGAACUCUCUUUGGCCAGAGUACGCAGAAGAGGUCUUGAAGUCGCAUCUUUCUCGAGGUCAACGUCUGUUGUCCAGAUGGCGAAUGAGCGAGGCCAGAGAUGAGCUUGGUCCAGUUUUCUCACAGCUCCAGAAGUCCGGUUAUGUAAGGUUGCCGCUUGAACAUCCGGGUACUCGAUCGAACACUGACGUGUUACCCAGACGUACAUGCUGAGUCUGCCAUUCCCAAUUGCAAAGUGGAUGCCACGAGUGACAGCUUCCCUCCUCAAAUACGCACAAGGUCUAGAAUACAAACAGUCGCCUUCACAGGCCCCGGAUAUCCUGGCGACUCGUUUAGCCAUGGCCUAUGGACCAAGCUCCUUGGAAAGUGCGCUGUCCAAUGCCAACAGCCCUCAUUAUGGGCCCUCUGUGCUGGAUCGAUCGAACAGCAACCCACCCGGGGACUGGGACGCACGUGUCAGGCUUUACGCAGACGGACUGCUCCGAGAAAAGUGGACCCCUUCGUACAACGGCCAUGAUAUUUCAGGGAAGCAUGGAGAUGACCGCGCGAAAGGUUUCCGGUGUCCAGUUCAUAUCAUAUUUGGUCUUGGAGAUGUUGCGUUGGACCCCCGCGUCGUCCUCGACGGCAUCGAAAAGUACUUCCGGGACGACGCAAGAGACGGAAAGCGCAUCAUCAGGCUACCAGGAUGUGGUCACUGGUCGAUUCUGGAAGAAGAAGGUAUCAAAGCCCUCGAUGGUGUGUUGGUGGAGUUGAUCCGGUAG
This is a messenger RNA of Lecanosticta acicola, 1437 nucleotides long. The record is from the annotation of a GenBank genome assembly. Lineage: Eukaryota; Fungi; Ascomycota; Dothideomycetes; Mycosphaerellales; Mycosphaerellaceae.